AAAUAUCUGGGUGAAGAGGAGGUUGCUUUUAAGAAGUUAGCAUCCUUUUCCCUCCCUUACAAGUUGAGGCAGAGGCUAAGGCUGUGACUCCAGUGGGCUGUACCUUUAAAUCAAAAUAGAAGAAGAAGAAAGGGACAAUGGCUCUUAGUGGAAACUGUAGUCGUUACUAUCCCCGGGAGCAAGGGGCCUCAGUUCCCAACUCCUUCCCUGAGGUCAUAGAGCUGAAUGUUGGGGGUCAAGUUUAUUUCACUCGCCAUUCCACACUGGUAAGCAUCCCUCAUUCCCUCCUGUGGAAAAUGUUUUCCCCAAAGAGAGACACCGCUAAUGAUCUAGCCAAGGACUCCAAGGGAAGGUUUUUCAUUGACAGAGAUGGAUUCUUGUUCCGUUAUAUCCUGGACUAUCUCAGGGACAGGCAGGUGGUCCUGCCUGAUCACUUUCCAGAAAGGGGAAGACUGAAAAGGGAGGCUGAGUACUUCCAGCUCCCAGACUUGGUCAAACUGCUGACCCCCGACGAAAUCAAGCAAAGCCCAGACGAGUUCUGCCACAGUGAUUUUGAGGAUGCCUCCCAAGGGAGCGACACGAGAAUCUGUCCCCCUUCCACACUGCUCCCUGCUGACCGCAAGUGGGGUUUCAUUACGGUGGGUUACAGGGGAUCCUGCACCUUGGGCAGAGAGGGGCAAGCUGAUGCCAAGUUUCGGAGAGUUCCCCGGAUUUUGGUUUGUGGAAGGAUUUCCUUGGCAAAGGAAGUCUUCGGAGAAACUUUGAAUGAAAGCAGAGACCCUGACCGAGCCCCAGAAAGAUACACCUCCAGAUUUUAUCUCAAAUUCAAGCAUCUGGAAAGGGCUUUUGAUAUGUUGUCCGAGUGUGGAUUCCACAUGGUGGCCUGUAACUCAUCGGUGACAGCAUCCUUUGUCAACCAAUAUACAGAUGACAAGAUCUGGUCAAGCUACACUGAAUACGUCUUCUACCGUGAGCCGUCCAGGUGGUCAUCCUCGCACUGUGACUGCUGCUGUAAGAAUGGCAAGGGUGACAAAGAAGGGGAGAGUGGCACCUCUUGCAAUGACCUCUCCACCUCCAGCUGCGACAGCCAGUCUGAAGCCAGCUCCCCCCAGGAGACAGUCAUCUGUGGCCCCGUGACUCGUCAGACCAACAUCCAGACUCUGGACCGUCCCAUCAAGAAGGGGCCCGUCCAGCUGAUCCAGCAGUCAGAGAUGCGGCGGAAAAGUGAUCUGCUACGGACUCUGACUUCGGGCUCCAGGGAGUCGAACGUGAGCAGCAAAAAAAAAGCUGUUAAGGAAAAGCUGUCAAUUGAGGAAGAGCUGGAGAAAUGCAUCCAGGAUUUCCUAAAGAUCAAAAUCCCAGAUCGGUUCCCGGAGAGAAAACACCCCUGGCAAUCUGAACUAUUACGGAAGUAUCAUCUAUAGGGGAGGGCUGGGGGCGAGAGAAGAAAAAAAAAUCCGUGUCACCACUUUGGAAACCUUCUAAAAGAAAUUCAUGUUUUACAGAAAAAAUAACAACUGAUGAAACAUAUUUGUUAGAACAUGGUAGUUUAUUGAUGUCCUACUGCCUACUUUACCUAGUUCACCUUAACAUGUAAAUCCACAGGGUAGAUUUCUUUCCUGGUGUGGAAAUACAAGAAAAUCUCUUCUGCUGUUGCAGUUUGUUUAACUUGGUCCCAUGAGCUGAGUAUCUCAUACAUACUGAAAGCCAGCUACCGAAGAGUAGCUGAGACGCCUUGGGAGUCAUGGAUCCCAAACUGGGUUUUUUUCUCUCUUCAGUCUACCUCCUUCCUUUGAAUGAGGAUGUGAUA
Molecule: messenger RNA, 1810 nt
Organism: Lepus europaeus (European hare)
Lineage: Eukaryota; Metazoa; Chordata; Mammalia; Lagomorpha; Leporidae
Gene: KCTD16
Product: potassium channel tetramerization domain containing 16
Exons: 2
Coding region: 138-1424 (428 amino acids)
Biological process (GO): regulation of G protein-coupled receptor signaling pathway; protein homooligomerization
Cellular component (GO): presynaptic membrane; postsynaptic membrane
Molecular function (GO): protein binding
Source: RefSeq, a predicted model, not a curated record